This is a messenger RNA of Epinephelus lanceolatus (giant grouper), 4769 nucleotides long. The record is from RefSeq and is a predicted model, not a curated record. Lineage: Eukaryota; Metazoa; Chordata; Actinopteri; Perciformes; Serranidae.
AUGGAGUGGGAGUGGGUAGGGUCCGGUUAUACUGUAGAAAGGCUGGUGGGAACAGGCAAAAGAAUCAGCUCAAAGAUCAGAAGCUACCAAGUUUUGUUAUGCUGUGUUUUUCCAUCCAGGCUGAAGUUCCCGUCGGACCUGGACGAGCUGCGGGACCUCGCAGACACGCUCAGGUUUUAUAAAAGAGAACAUUACGGCUUCGUCCUGCUGCUGUACUGCAGCGCCUACCUCUACAAACAGUCCUUCGCCAUACCUGGCUCCUCCUUCCUGAACAUGUUAGCUGGUGCGAUCUUCGGGCCCUGGGAGGGUCUGCUGUUGGCCUGCAUGCUCUCUGCGUUUGGCUCCAUGUUCUGCUUCCUGCUCUCCUCGACGUUUGGAAAGCAGCACGUGGUUCAGCUCUUCCCGGAGAAGGUGGCGCUGCUGCAGAGCAAGGCUGAAGAAAAUCGCAGCAGUUUGUUCUUCUUCCUCCUUUUCCUUCGCUUCUUCCCUAUGACUCCAAACUGGUUCCUUAACAUCACCUGUCCCCUCCUCAACAUCCCUUUGCCCAUUUUCUUCUUCUCUGUGUUCAUAGGUUUGAUCCCCUACAACUUCAUCUGCGUCCGUACGGGCUCCAUGCUCUCAGAGAUCUCCUCCAUGGAUGAUAUCUUCUCCUGGGGGACGCUGGCUCAGCUCCUAGCCAUCGCUCUCGUGGCUCUGCUCCCCGGAGCGCUGAUCAAACACUACAGCAAAACCCACCUCAAGAUGAACGGCAUGGAAAGUAACGGACCCAGCCAGGCUGACGUCAAGCAGGAACGGAAGAGACGAUGAUUCUGGGGUAAAAGAGGAAUCGACAGGUUUGGGAUUCCCAAACACAAACUGAAGAGACCUCUCUGCACGGGGAGGCAUGUGACCUUUUGUGCACUUCAGCCUUGUGAUUUCUGGAAGGUCACAGCAAAGGCUCGUCAUACUUAAAGUAUGAUCUGCUGUGAAAGUUUGGAAACGUCUUCAGGUCGUGUUACGCCAGGUUUCAGUUUCCCAGAGAUCUCUCAGUGCCAACACACACAGAGCCAACGCUUAGGAGAUGAUUGGACAUAAUUGACUGAAUACACUUCUGCAUUUCUUGCUCAGUCCACUGUGACUGCAGUUGUAAAUUUGGACCUUCUGUCCAGUGUGUUUCCAUUGUGCCACAAUAUUACUAGAGCCUUAAAAGUAAUUUGCUCUGUGCACUAAACACAGUGUAGAGCUGCACAGGAAGCUCCACUGACCCUGCUGUGGACAAAUGUGUUCUUAAACCCACUGGAUAUACUUAGAGCACGGAGAUCAGACAACCAGCUACACAAUAAUGUCUCUUCUCCUCACGUAUGUUUACUCACUUUGCUGCUGUUACAGUUCCAGGAAUUGCAUGGACAAGAAAUGUUUUAGCACAUUUGGACUUCUAAAUGUCUCAAGAUUGUCUCCAUGUGGUUCAACAUGUCUUAAUGUAGCUGUCGCUGUAUUCACAGAUGGGUUUUAGAGCUCUGUGCACGUCAGCUGUGAUCCUCUCAUCACGGCCUCAACACAGUCUCUCAACUCAUUCGCUUGGAUUUUACAGUCGGCCUCUGCAGGUCUGCAAACAGACGAGUCAGUUUAUGACCUCACCUCAUCACUGAACAGGUUUUACAGUGUAGAUGCUGUUGGAUGUUCACAUGCAUGGUGGUGUGUCAUGAUACUGGACUGUGAUACACAGUAAUAUCAGCACGUAGUUGGCAUCAGCUUUAAAGUGAACUGUCACAAUCAGCCAACGUGCUUUUUCUUAUUUUGCACAAUGAAUGAAUAUUACAUACGUGAACAGUAUUUCAUGUCUCCAUCUGCUGGUGAUGAUGAGAGCAUGCAUGAUAUGAUGUUUGCAAAUCAAAUCAAACUGUAUUUAUAGCACCUGUCAUACACUCAUGAAGAAAAAAAAAAUCCCCAACAGAAGAGACUUGAUCAUCACCAAAAAAGCCAAUAUAUUGAUAUUGGUUAUUGGCCAUAUAAGUUGUUAUAUGUUGGCAUAUUGGAUAUCAGCAAAAAAAAAAAUCCAUUAUGGUGCAUCCCGAAAAAUAUUGAUAUUCAAUAUUGUUAUGGAUACCACACGGAAAGUUGAUGUUGAGGACAUACAAAUAAAACUUUUAUCAAAAGACAAAUAUGACGAGGCUCAGGGUGUCGUGAUGAAUCAAUAUGGAUGAUAGCUGGUUCUUAAAAAUGACAUAGCGUCAUCCUGCAAAUCAAUCAGCUCUUAAACCAACCGAAGCAACUGGAUCAAAGUGAGUAUUAAACCAAAGACAGCGAGCUGAUCACAUCUCCUGCUAUGGCGUCUGUGGGCGGCUCAUUCUGAACUUAUAUAAAAGCCAUCACAGUAUGUAAUAUUCAUCCAUUGUGCAAAACAAGAAAACCAUGUUUGCUGAUUCUGAGAGUUGGUUUUAAAGCCAAUAUCAGCUGAUACUGAUGACGUGCCGAUAUUAUCGUGCCUCCCAAACUGAAGCUGAUCCUUUCACCUCCCAAAGGAAAAAUUAAGUUACUCUGCAUGAGUGUUACAUUUGGAUACUGAUGAGACGAUCGCUGCUCGUGCUGCUGUGAAUUUUGUGGCCUUUAACUGAGCGUGCUGAUGCACUUUAUAUCUGUUUCUGUCAGUGUAACUGAUUCACUGUUUCAGUUUGAAAUCGUAUUUUUUUUUUUUUUGAAUCAGUAUUUUGCAGAGACUCUGUAGAGGAUAGUCUUAAACUGUAGCUUCUCAUCAAAAACAUAAAAACUUAGUGGUUUGCUCUAAAUUCAGGUUCCACUGAUGGUCUGAGUCAUUCACUGUUUCAUUCAGAGGUGUUUCUGAUGAACUUGAUACGUAGUAUUUUGGAUAUCACAUCACAUAUUGUAGCCUGACAGUGGAGUGAAGUCCUGGAUUUUUACAGUGGUGUCACAUUUUGUUUUUUAAUUUUUAGAAACUGUGGCUCUGAGUUUGGUGGUUCCACUGUUGACUUUCAUGAACAUCACGAACACGCAAAGUGCCAAAAAAUUAAUAAGUGCAAGAGUUUUUUUGAUCAUCACAGUCCAGAGGCAGUCUUACCAGAGCAAGUAAAAAAAAGAUUUUUUGUUUGUGAAAACGUUGCUUUAGGUUUUAAAGGCCUUGUGUUGAUGUCAGGAUUUUUGUUCUCCUCUUUGACCAAAAAAGUUUAAGAAAAAAAAAGUGACAAAUCUGCUCAGGGGAGACGAGAUCUUUAAAAAUCUUUUCUUUCUUUUGUUUUUUUUUUGUUUAAUUUUACCCAACAUGUGCACAAAGCAGUUUUUUUUUUUGGGGGGGGGUGUAAUGAAAUAAAAAAAUCUGUAAUUUCUGCUGAAUGUUGCAUCUUUUUAAUUUCAGUCUGAAACAAAUGCUUGUUUGCGAUCAUGUGACUAUUAUGACGGGCAAAAUUCAGACAGAGUGCAGGAAGUGAUGAAUCUGUACACUGUGUGAAAUAGACAUACAGGAAAGCAGCAACACAACAGAGCUGGAUGAAGCAGGUAAGCCAUGUUGAAUGUGAUCCAUACGAAUUGAACAAAAGUGAGUUUCCCCACAACUUGACUGAUUUGCCAUCAUCAUCACGAUCAUGUGCUGCACCCAUCCUACAGUGACUCCUUCCUGGCCACAGGUGAAUCAGAGGGCAGUCUUCAGGCCACUGUAGAGGAAGAGUUCAGCUUCAGCGUGUCAACACCUUGAGAUCUGAAUCUUCCACUGCCUCACCUCUGCCCCCUCUGCAGCCACGCCUUACACCCUGAGGGACGGGCCCCAGAGGACCAGGGCCGCCCUUUGCCAAAGGGACACAGUGAAACUUUCACCCUUCAAACUACGGCAAGACACCAGAGUAGCCAGAGCUGCUGUGGUGGCACAAAUUUAGGCUGACCCAGUUUAAUUUAACACAGUUUGUACUCUUCACUCUUCAAAGAAAAAAACAAAAACAACAAAAUGUAUUUGCACUGAUUUCUCUAGAUCCAUUUAUCUUCGACUGCGUUUAUAUUAUCCAUAGCAAAGUAUUUAUUUAUUACUCCUGCACUGCUCUGACACUUUAAUUAAUCACCUUACGCUGCAACACCUGCACUGACAACCACCUAAAUCUGCUCUACCAUCGUAUCUACUGUAGUAAAAGCUCUCUGUAGUUGUCCUGGGACGAGGUGAUCAUUUGACUGCUGUGGGUUUUUAUUCUUAUAUUUUUAUUCUUACACUUAACGUAAAACUUUUAAAAAAAUUAAUAGCCCGAGCUAUUAUUUGCUUAAAUUACUAAACUGAACAGGCCUAUAUUUGGGACAGGCCUUUAAUUCCUUUCACACAAAACUGUUGCUCAGCAAAGAUCAUUGCGCCAGUUAAUCUGAAUAAAUUACAGUCUUCUCUGCUGCUCAUGGUUUUAGUAAAAUGAAAUGAACUGAGCUGAACAAAAGUUUGAGUACUUAUAUUUAUGUGUGAUCUAAACAGCUAACUAACGUGAGCUCAAGCUGGUAGCCAACAAGAUGGUCUGCCAGGCAACCAGACCAGGCCUCUAAUUGAGACAGGCCUUUCUUUGUCAAAAUGUGUAGCCACACUGGGCUAGUAAAAGAGACUGGACGUUUUAUUGGGAGUAGGCUUUUAAGUUUUACGGUACAUCCUCUAUCCAUAUGUGUCUAUGUGUUUUUGUAUGUGUUGUGUAAUAAGGUGCUGGAUGUCUUAAUUUCCCUCAGGAUUAAUAAAGUAUCCAUCCAUCCACCCAGCCAGCCAGCAAAGCUGAUGGAUGGAUGAAUUGAAUAAUGCUGUAAUUUGGUUGUACCAUUAA